AUGGUUUCCCUAACAGAAACUGAAUUUAUCGAAUUUGAUGCCAGUGGUAAAUGGAACCAGGUGUUUGAGAGCUUAAAAAAUGAAGCUUCACUCACAUCAGUUGAUGAGGAUUUUACCACCAAAGAUGCAAGAGAACCAGAUAAUCAGCACAAGAACCGCUACAAGGAUGUUAGUCCAUAUGAUCACAGCAGAGUCAGACUUUGUGGAGAGGAUGACUAUAUUAACGCCAGCCUUAUUGAAGUUCCAGAAGCAAACAGAAAAUACAUUCUUACUCAGGGCCCAUUAGAGCAUACCAUGGGGGACUUUUGGAAAAUGACAUGGGAACAGGGGACAAGAGCCAUAGUGAUGCUGAACAGAGUCAUCGAAAAAGGCACG
Messenger RNA from Candidula unifasciata, 375 nucleotides. The record is from the annotation of a GenBank genome assembly. Lineage: Eukaryota; Metazoa; Mollusca; Gastropoda; Stylommatophora; Geomitridae.